This is a messenger RNA of Struthio camelus australis, 4240 nucleotides long. NCBI's taxonomy places the organism in Eukaryota, Metazoa, Chordata, Aves, Struthioniformes, Struthionidae. The record is from RefSeq and is a predicted model, not a curated record.
UCUCCAGAGGUCCCUUCCAACCUCAACCGUUCUGUGAUUCUGUGCUAGCUGAUUCGGCUGCUGAAUCAGAAAGUGGCCUCUAAAUGGAGAAGGAGAGAAAACUGAUGAAAUUACUCAUUUAAAAGACUGGUGAAACUGCUAGUGUUGCUUUCCUACAAACAAUAUUAAAAUAUUGAAAAAAUCUUGGUUAUGGGAAGAAUGCACUCAUAUUUUUGGAUAUAGAGUUUCUGAGACUUUCUUCAUGACUUCCAGUUUUCCUUGUCGGAAUUGUGCUUCAGCUGAAUUAUUGCGUGGGAGUAUCCAAGGGGGAAAUACAUAGAACAGCUCCAGGAGCAAGUCUCUUGUAGUUGUCCAUUUCUGGGCACCAUGGGCUCCUCAGUGUGCUCAAAUGAAUGAGGUUAUGGCGGCACUAGCAAAGGAACAUGUGCAGGUUACAUUUGUGAAGCUGGAAGCUGAAGCUGUGCCUGAAGUGUCUGAAAAAUAUGAAAUUAAUUCUGUUCCAACUUUCUUAUUCUUUAAGAAUUCUCAGAAAGUUGACAGGUUAGAUGGUGCCCAUGCCCCGGAGUUGACCAAAAAAGUCCAGCGCCAUGCAUCUGGCAGUUCCAUUUCUGCUGGUUCUAAUGACGUUGCAAAAGAAGAUCUUGCUGUACGUCUGAAGAAGCUCAUCAAUGCUGCCCCUUGCAUGUUGUUUAUGAAAGGGUCUCCAAAAGAGCCUCGCUGCGGCUUCAGCAAACAAAUGGUGGAGAUACUGAACAAACAUGGUAUUUCAUUUAGCAGUUUUGAUAUUUUUUCUGAUGAAGAAGUUCGUCAGGGGCUGAAAACGUAUUCUAAUUGGCCAACUUAUCCACAGUUAUACGUAGCUGGAGAGCUUAUAGGUGGACUGGAUAUUGUCAAGGAACUCGAGGCUUCUGGAGAACUGGACACAGUCUGUCCGAAGGCACACAAGCUGGACGACAAGCUUAAAACUUUGAUAAACAAAGCUCCUGUGAUGCUUUUUAUGAAGGGGAAUAAACAGAUGGCAAAAUGUGGCUUCAGCAAGCAAAUUAUAGAAAUCCUAAAUAGUACUGGUGUUGAUUAUGAAACGUUUGACAUAUUGGAGGAUGAAGAGGUGCGGCAAGGACUAAAAACCUAUUCAAACUGGCCAACGUAUCCUCAGUUAUAUGUAAAGGGUGAACUUGUUGGAGGGUUGGAUAUUGUUAAGGAACUAAAGGAAAAUGGUGAACUGUUGCCUAUUCUGAAGGGAGAGAAUUAAUGCAAAAGGACAUCAAUGGGAACUGAAAUACUUGGAAAAAUUAUUCGUGUAUAGAUUAUACUGGAGCAAUCCCUGACUUAGCCCCGUGGAACCAAUCAGAAGUAAAUGAAGGUUCCUUACUGGCUCUGUAUAUUUCACAAGAACAUGCUACUUACGAAAACACAUGUUUUCACUGAAGAUAUGAAAUUGUCAACAUCUUCAAAUUCAAUUAAAAUGUAAUGCUGAAAAAGUUUGGAGUUUUUAUUAUACUCUUUGUACAUAUUCAUUGUAUCUAGACAUUUAACAGUGGAAUAAUGACUCCACUGUGCAGCGCACAACCACAGGACUAAAUUGUAUCUGGUUUUGGACUCAGCUUCCAUUAGGAGAAUAUUAAUGGGAAUACCUCCGUAGUAUGGAACAUAAUAAUUUUCUGUGUCUCAGCUAAUAAUUGUUUUCAUGUCUAGCGAGCAAGAAUAACGCUACUGAUAGUGCACCUAGUAUUCCUAGUGCACCAUUAGGAGUUUGUUGUUAAUAAGUUUCAGCUGUGUACUUUGCAUCUUUGUUAUCUUAAGUAUGUACAGUAACUUCAGGAGUUCAGCCUAUUUAAACGUAGCUUUUUGGUUAUAUUUAGAUUACAAUGGAAAUGAGCCAAUAAACGCAAUGAUUAGGCCAGUCUUCUAGUAUAUCAUCAAUGUUACUUCAGUUAGAAGGAAGUGUUUACUUUCUGGACUGUGACUUCUGCAGUUUAUACGAUUGUGUUAAUAUAUGGAUCCUUUGCCUCUGUAUUCAGAGGAUCUAAUUUGUUUUUUAAUCCUUCUUUCAAUACCUGUAAUACUUUAUAUAUUUCUACCACUCAAACUUUAGUAGUUGGAAUAGAGUCUAGUAAUAGGUUGACCAUCAAACCAGCAACAGCACAUGUAUACUUGCAAACAUAUACCCUAUGUUUUAUCUUUGGAGAAAUAAAACACAGUUGCAUCAAAAUGCAGCACAGUCCUUAUCAUCUGCAGUGCUCAGCUGGAGAGGACCAUUUCCUCAAAAGAAAUAAUGUUUGCUUGUAGUCAUUUGAGUUCUUAGUCUCUGUGCUGAGGUAUUUAUUUUGGAGGCAGUUUUUGUCUGUUUAUGAAAUAUGAAGAUAUUUCUAGUUAAUUACAUGUAGACUGCUGUGUAUGAGAGCCAUGCUAUUGACUUCUAGCUGAGACAUGCCGGUUUAAAAUACUUUAAGUGCAUUGGCUAUAGUCAAUGAAAAGGACAAGGAUGUCGUAUUCUUGGUCUAGAACCUGAAGCGGAGUAAGCUCCAUUUAUGAAGCCCAGAAAACAAAACUGUGGUGAGCAGAGAAGUGCCCAGCCCUUGCCAAUAAUAAAUUUUGAGCCAGAGUUGUUGCUCAAAGCUUGUGCCGUGCUGAUGUUUGUGUUACUUGGGCUUGCAGAGAAACACCAGUGUCUACCUGGGAAUCUUGGCUAGAAUCUUCCCUGGAGAGUUGCUCCCCUCUCAGGAGGGGUCAGGUCUGAACAUGUGCUCUUUAAAAUAUGACAAGAAGAGAUGUCUAAUGAGUUAUGUGCUGUGAGGUUCUAGGCAGCAGCUGAGAAGGAAGGUUUUGGAGUUAAGUUUGGGCUUUGUUGCUUGAAUCCUACCUAUGUAUAUAGGAACCUGAAGCAAAACUGUCAUUGGACUUAGUUCAUAACUGGUAAUGGUUGACUACAAAGCAAAAGGUGUUUAUACAUAAUACAAAAGUCUUAAGAUACUUAAUUCAAUCCAAGUGUUAAUUUUCUAGGAAUAAUUUUGGUAAUUGUUUUAAAAUCAUAUAUAUUAUAAUUUAAAAACAAUUUUAAUCUGAUCAUAAAAAAUCUUGUCCCUGUCAUGAAAACAAGCCUUAAUUGAUCUCUCAAAGUGAAUUGCAAAUGCAUCCAGGCAGCUGUCAGUAGUAAUCAUAACCUACUUUGUUUUUAAAAAAAAAAAAAAAGUAUACCAAAAAAUUGAAUCACUGUGGUCAAAUUAGGAGUUAGAAGCUUUUAAUUAAGCAAGUACAAAAUGUUGCUUCUUCUGCAAUAGUGUUUAAAAAAAAAAAUCAGAAUUCACUAUAGUAGAAUUUAACUAUGCCAGGUUUAGAGUCUACACAGAGUACUUACAGAAGUGUGAAAGACUGCCAAUGGAUAGCAGUUGUUUCUUUGACAAUUUAUAUUCCAUAUAUUCUGGUGCUACACUAUUUAUACCAAUAUGGGAGUCUUACUAAAGUAAAACUACUAUGCUACUUUAUAUACCCUGGACUAAUUAUUCUUCCUCGGUGAUUAUUCUUUUAAAUUUUUCAUGGUGCUAAAUUGUGGGUCUCUAACUUGGGGAAUUAGCAGCAUUUGAUAUAUCUCAUAGUUACUCCUUUAUCAAAAUUCAGUGUAAACUAGCUCUGUAUAAGUUAAAGUAAUGCUUUGGUGUUUCUUUAGACAAAAUAGACUUUCUGGAAACAAGCACUUUAAAAAUGGUUAGUUGCAGAAGCAGCUUUGCUAAACAAUUUUGUUUCUGGCUAUGAGCCCAGUCUAUGGCUGGGCUCAGAGUGCCCAGAGGUGGCUGUGCAGCGCAGUGGGAUGCGGCUUGGAGGAGGCUGCUGCAGAACCACAGCUGCACACACGGGAACUGGAAUAUCGCAUUCCAGCAGUUUAAUGGUAUCAAUGAGGUGUCAUACCUGAAUUUUGUGCUAAUACUGUUAAAAUGCUUUUGAAAAUGCUAGUAUUUCUGCAUAGGGUUUGCACUUUUGCAUGGCGUCGGUACACCCCUACAGUUGUGUCAUUUAAUAAUUUGUUCCAAAUAUGUGGAGACUUUAAUAUCCCGUAACUAAUUUUGGUUAGGAUUUUUUGUGUGUCUAAAGAGCUGUGCAACUGUUAAGCUCUAACACUUAUUCUUCGUAAAGGGAAGAAUCUGUUGGUGGAGGCUGCCUCUUUGUGGUAGAAAACUGUACAUUACUCAAGUGCAGUUGGCCUACAAUCCCUUGAUACUGCAAAAAAAAAAAAAAAAAAAAA